AUGAAUGAAGAAAAUACGGGGACUACAUAUCUGAAUAUGUCAUCAGAUACAUUUCAUGAAUUCGGAGUUCUUUUUGAUCGUAUACAACCAUAUUUAACCAGCCUUUGGGCUAUUUGUAUAGGAGCAUACAUAUUGUUCAGCAUAUCAACACGAAUUAAUGAUCGUAUUUUGAUGAAAAAGCUUGGUGCGAAACCAAUGCAGAUGAAUGCCCCCAAUUCAUUCUGGGGAAUACCUUUAAUGUUUAGACUCUUGAAGGCCAAAAGAGAAGGAACCAUGGUAGAUGUGACAAAGGAAAGAUACAAAGAACUCGGGGUCGAUACGUUUAACGUGAAUAUAGCAGGGACGCAUGCUGUAGUUACGCGGGAUCCAGAGAAUAUCAAAGCGAUUUUGGCUACGCAAUUCAAUGAUUUUGCUUUGGGGAAAAGACAUACUCAUUUCAAACCUUUAUUAGGAGAUGGUAUUUUCACAUUAGACGGAGCAGGAUGGAAGCACUCACGGACGAUGUUGAGACCGCAGUUUGCUCGGGAGAAAGUUGCGCAUGUAAAAGCGUUAGAGCCUCACUUACAGACACUUGCUAAACACAUCAUAAAUUCUAAGGGAGAAAGAUUCGAUAUCCAGCCGUUAUUUUUUAGAUUAACCAUUGACAGUGCUACGGAAUUUUUGUUUGGUGAAUCGGUGGAAAACUUACAUGAUGAGAGCGUUGGGCUUACUAGAGAUCCUGUUGACUUUGACGGUAAAUCUGGAUUUGCCGAUGCGUUUAAUACCUCUCAAACGUGGUUAGCCUCCAGGGCGGUGACUCAGAAUUUAUAUUUUCUUGUGGACGGUAGGAGCUUCAGGAGUUCGAAUGCUAAGGUUCAUAAGUUCGCUGACUACUACGUCCGGAAAGCUUUAGAAGCUUCUUCAGAAGAUUUAGAAAAAGCAUCGAGAGAUGGAUAUAUUUUCUUGUAUGAAUUAGUCAAACAAACUAGAGAUCCAGUUAUUUUAAGGGACCAAUUAUUGAACAUAUUGUUAGCAGGAAGAGAUACUACAGCCGGUUUAUUGUCAUUCACAUUUUUUGAAUUAGCACGCAACCAGGACGUCUAUGACAAAUUAAAAGAGGAAAUAUAUGAAAAGUUCGGAGAGGGAGAAGAUUCCAGAGUUGAUGAAAUUACAUUUGAAUCGUUGAAGAAAUGUGAAUUCUUAAAAUGCGUCUUGAAUGAAAUUUUGAGGAUGUAUCCGUCAGUUCCCCAAAAUUUCAGAUUCGCCAUUAGGAACACCACUUUACCGAAAGGAGGUGGCCCAGAUGGAAAAUCACCAAUUUUUGUUUCAAAGGGCAAAAAUCUCUUUUAUUCCAUGUAUUCUGCACACCGAAACCCAAAAUAUUAUGGAAAGGAUGCAGAAGAAUUCAGACCUUCGAGAUGGUUAGAACCAGAGAUAAGAAAAGUGGGUUGGGCAUUCUUACCAUUUAACGGUGGCCCAAGAAUUUGCUUAGGCCAGCAGUUCGCAUUAACAGGAGCUUCUUAUAUUGUUGUUAGGUUAAUACAAAUGUUCCCUAACUUGAGUAGUUUCUGUGAAGAAUAUCCUCCAAGAAAGAAUACCCAACUAACUAUGAGUCAUCAAAAUGGUGUUUACAUCGGCAUGUUCUAA
Debaryomyces hansenii CBS767 is the source of this 1626-nucleotide messenger RNA. Its product is annotated as cytochrome P450. The record is from RefSeq and is a predicted model, not a curated record. NCBI's taxonomy places the organism in Eukaryota, Fungi, Ascomycota, Pichiomycetes, Serinales, Debaryomycetaceae. Gene Ontology annotation, molecular function: heme binding; oxidoreductase activity, acting on paired donors, with incorporation or reduction of molecular oxygen, reduced flavin or flavoprotein as one donor, and incorporation of one atom of oxygen; iron ion binding. The transcript has a single exon. Bases 1 to 1626 code for a protein of 541 amino acids.